AUGGACGCCCCCGAUAGAGUUAAAGUUAUUACUGAAUACAACGUAAUGUACAAUAGCAUAUAUUUUUGGCUUGUGCGAGCGGUCGGUUUCUGCAGGAUUAAAGUUUUCAAGGCGCAGGUCGUGGAUACGUCCACAUCUAACAAGGUCUACGGUUGCGUACUCAUUUUUGCUGGAUUAAUUGCGUCCAUAAGUAUAUUGUACACAGGGGUCAUAGUUGAACAAGUGUUCACAGUGGCAGAAGGUCUAAUAUGUGCCCAGAUCACAAUAGUGUUCGUAUCCAUACUAGCAGACAUAACGUUUUUCAAGGAUUCCAAAGAUUUCGUGAACGGAUUUGUCGAUAUAGAUGUAGUAUUGGGGGUAGAUGCGACAAAGUUCAUGAGGGAGCCGCUAAAGAAAAUCCAUUACAUCGUCAUAAUGAGCGUUAUUGUUUUCGAGAUUGUUUUUGUGGUAUUAUUUUACUUUGUAUUCGAUUUAAACGUCGAAAACCACAUAGCCACAUCUAUUUUCUUCACCCUGGCGUUGUCAAUGAUAUUCGAUGCCAACUAUGCGUACGUUUCUUAUUCUUUUUUAAACAUGCGCUUGAAAUAUUUGAACCUAUCGAUUAUGAAGUAUUCAAAUAUGAAUCCGGAAUAUAUGCCCGACGUGUUUCUCAUCGAUGGCAUCUUCUGGAUGAGGAGAUACAAUGACCUCGUGACGUUUCACAAUAGAGCACGUAUCGGAGACUACCUCGAUGGUUUCAAGCUGGUUUUUAAUCAAAUACGCCGCUUGGAGCGCUGCUACAGGCUUCUGGUGUUCCUGUCAAUCGUAUCUGUUCUUAUUGGUUCCGUGUCGGUGAUGCAAGCUGUCAUUCUGCAGAAUACGAAGGAAAUCAACAUGAUCCGCAAGAUCAUCGUGUCAGUAUGGUUUGUUACGCCGCUGCUUCUGCUGACGGUGUUCAGUUUACUAUACGAUGGGUUGCUACGUUUGCUGGAGCAGACGAAAAUUAUCUGCACUUACGCGCAAUUGAAACCUACCAAUUCUGAUGCCGUCUUCAAGCUGACGAAACGUAUCUACGAGAUUCUGCAGAACCAAGAGCCGCGCAUGUCUGUCUACAAUAUGUUUCUAUUCGAUACGGGCUUCAUGCUUAAACUAGCCGCUUCGAUCCUGGUCUACAUAACAGUCCAAGUUCAAUACACGCUGUACAAACGUAAAUACGACGUAGCCACCACAUAACUCUUUCUAAUGCUUAUCUUUGUUC
Messenger RNA from Galleria mellonella (greater wax moth), 1237 nucleotides. RefSeq lists its product as uncharacterized. The transcript has 4 exons. Gene Ontology annotation, biological process: sensory perception of taste. Gene Ontology annotation, cellular component: membrane. The record is from RefSeq and is a predicted model, not a curated record. Bases 1 to 1212 code for a protein of 403 amino acids. Lineage: Eukaryota; Metazoa; Arthropoda; Insecta; Lepidoptera; Pyralidae.